GUCUCUCCCACAUAGUGUUGGUAGCAGAGUGAGGAAUAAAACUCCCUCGUCCUGACUGCUUCCUCAUGAAUGGUUUCAUCAGUGGCCCAGAGGACACCUGCAUGAUCAGUGCUGCUGUGUUAAUUCUGAACUGUUUUGCCAGAUCAAGAUUCCACCACCCUUCCCGCCCUCCCCUCACCUAUCACCAGAUCUGUUCCCCCAUAUUGGCUUCCCCAUCAGUGCUAUUUUUUCUAAUUAUGUAAAUCCCUACAGGAUAGGCCAGGACUAGGGGGGUUGGAAUCAGAACCCUGAAUGUAUUUGGGGCUGUGGUGUAACUUUAAUUAGACUUUUUCUUUUCAAAAUGGCAGUUUUGUAAACCUCAGCAAGCAAACUUGAGAUGCACAGGGGAAAAAAAGCAAAUUUAGUCAUGCUUCAGAAACCCCUCCUUGUUUUUGUAAAACCGUGAUCUAUACACAGACACUUCUUGUGUUGACUCUAGCCACGUUCUGGUUGUGGCAUUAAAGCUAUUGGAAUUGAGCUGCAAGCGAGAGAGACAGCAGGUCUGAGAGAGAAGAAUGAAAAGGAGACCCCCUUUUGGAUGCCACUCCCUUUGAGAAAGGAGCUGAAGUUAUGCUGCAUUGUUCAGAGGCAGGAGAGAGGGUUAGGGCAGUGCUUUCUGUUUCUCUACCACAACCACCACCAGUGAGGCAUCCAGCUGGGCAGCAGGUGCAGUGGAUGUGGCUAAUCAGCCAGCUGCAAGCCUCUGACCCCAGAGGAAUGGCACCCUUGAUACCUUCACAGUAUCUCAAGUUGGGCAUCCCAAAAUGGAGGCACCCCAAAUCAGCAGCCACUUCUGAACACAAUGUCUUUGUUUUAAAGACACAAGGAUGAAGAUGAGACGCCACAAGCUCUUUCUGACUCUGUGCAUGGCUGGUCUCUGCCUCAUCUCCUUCCUGCACUUCCUCAAAGCCCUCUCUUACGUCACCUUUCCCCGGGAGCUAGCUUCGCUUAGCCCCAACCUUGUCUACAGCUUCUUCUGGAACAAUGCGCCUGUCACUCCGCAGGUCAGCCCCGAGCCAGGAGGGCCAGAGUUUCUCCGUACGCCGCUGUACUCCCAUUCACCCCUGCUUCAGCCCCUGCCACCCAGCAGGGCCAGUGAGGACCUGCACAAAGCUGAGUUUUUACUGCAGGAAGACACGUCAGAAUAUUUUGUCCAUACCAAAGCUGGCGGCGUCUGCUUCAAGCCAGGCACCAGGAUGUUGGAGAAGCCACCAGCGGGCCGAAUGGACGAGAGAGAAGAUGGCGCUGCUUCGGGGCACCCAGCUCGCAAGCCGCUGAGCACCAGCGGCACAAAGCGGCGCAAGUGGGUGGAGUGCGUGUGCCUGCCUGGCUGGCAUGGCCCUAGCUGUGGGGUGCCCACUGUGGUCCAGUACUCAAACCUGCCCACCAAGGAUCGGCUGGCACCACGUGAGGUACCCCGGCGGGUCAUCAAUGCCAUCAACAUCAACCAUGAGUUUGACCUCCUGGACGCCCGUUUCCAUGAGCUGGGUGAUGUAGUGGAUGCCUUCAUGGUCUGCGAGUCAAACUUCACAGCCUAUGGCGAGCCGCGCCCACUAAAGUUCCGCGAGAUGCUCCUCAAUGGCUCCUUCGACUACAUCCGCCACAAGGUGCUCUAUGUCUUCCUUGACCAUUUCCCUCCCGGUGGGCGCCAGGACGGCUGGAUCGCCGAUGACUACCUGCGCACCUUCCUGACACGGGACGGAACCUCCCGCCUACGCAACCUGCGCCUGGAUGAUGUCUUCAUCAUCGAUGACGCGGAUGAGAUCCCGGCCCGCGAUGGCGUGCUGUUCCUCAAGCUCUACGAUGGCUGGACAGAGCCUUUCGCCUUCCACAUGCGCAAGUCCCUCUAUGGUUUCUUCUGGAAGCAGCCCGGCACCCUAGAGGUGGUUUCUGGCUGCACAGUGGGGAUGUUGCGUGCUGUCUAUGCCACGGACGGGAUCCGCCUCCGCCGCAGAGAGUACUACACCAUGCCCGGCUUCCGGCAGUACGAGAACACCACAGGCCACAUCCUGGUGCAGUGGUCACUGGGCAGCCCCCUCCAUUUUGCUGGCUGGCACUGCUCCUGGUGCUUCACCCCAGAGGGUAUCUACUUCAAACUGGUGUCAGCCCAGAACGGGGACUUCCCCCGCUGGGGUGACUACGAGGACAAGCGGGACCUCAACUACAUCCGGGAACUGAUCCGGACUGGUGGCUGGUUCGAUGGCAACACCCAGGAGUACCCCCCUGCUGACCCCAAGGAACAAAUGUAUGCCCCAAAGUACCUGCUAAAGAACUACCAGCGGUUCCACUACCUGCUAGAGAAUCCCUAUCGGAGGGCAGAAGGGGCUGGGUGACAGGAGCGGGACUUGCAUGGGAAAUGGGAACAUUAGAGCAAAGGGGAAGAGUGAGGUGUGUCUUUUAUUUUCCUUUUUCAUUUUGUUUCCAGCCAAGGUGCAUAGUUUCUCUGCAUUCUCUGCCUUUCUGGGAGUGAGACUUGGGGUGGGAUUCCCAGUCAUGCUAAUGAGGGCCAGAGGGAAGAAGAGGAAAUGGGAACUGGCCCUGUAGAAGGCAAAAAGGCUGUGGUACACCCCUUCAACCUUGCCUGCAGGGUGGCGAGAUCUUAUCCAGGGGAUAGAUUUUCCUACACAAGGGUGGGUGGAGGGAGCAGCUGCCCCCACCGUGGAACAGGUUGCAUGCACAUGUGCAUCUGGACUUGUCAAUGAGCAUGUGAGUGGGCGGGCGAAUGUAUGAUCAUGUGCAUGUGAGUGGAUGUGUGUGUCAUGCGUGUUCAUGUGAGUUUGUGUGUACAUGUGCAAAAGUAUCUCUAUAGGCAUUUAUUUUUUUACCUCGGUAGUCUUUAAAAUACAGCCUCUCGCUACCAACCCAUGUCAAUGCGUCUCUCAUGGGCUCCACUCUUUGUCUAACGUGCUGCCAGUCCUGGAGCUUGCAGAUAAGAGAAGAGGGGUGGAACACAAGUAUUGUACUCCUUCCCUAUCCCCACCUCACUGUUGCUCUGCACCCCACACCUUAGCUCUGCCCUCAAAGCUUCAGGCUGUGUCCCGGCAACCUGCUUUCAUCAGGGAACAAGCUGCAGGGGUCUUCUCUAGGUUGAUUGUGUGUUGUGUUCACAAGUGUGUGGAUUAGUGUAUGCACAAGUGUUAAUGUGGAUGGAUUUGGCAGGUGUGUGGCAGAGUGCGUGUGUGUGUGAAAGAGAGGUAGGAGUGUGGCAGGAUUCAGAAGCUCUGCUAUCUACUUAGUGGUUAAGGAUAUUCAGGGAACCCUCUACAAGCCUGCUGGGUAUAGGGGGAGGCCAGGAAGCUGUAGGCUCUGUGUGCCAGUGCUUCAUAAAUGGGCCUGUUCAAAACCAGCUCUGGAUAGGGGGGUAAGAAUAGGGACAACUUUAGAGAGGAGCUGCUGGCAGUAUCUGUGGCAGGGAGCCUCCCUCCCCAAUAUAAUACAACAUAAGUGCUGGUUAAUCCUCUUCUCCCUGGAGUAAAAGGGAGGGGAAGGGGAAAUCCUAACCCCCUAGAGCCUAGCCUGGGUGUUGGGGCCAGUGGGCUACAGACUGCAUCCAGGCACAGCACCCACCCCAGGGACAGGGAGAAUCAGCUGCGGGAUUACUCCUGGAACACUGCUGCCUUGUGGCUGGGAGGAUGCGUGAGCCAGACUCCUUGUCUGGACUGUGGAGAGUCAUGCAGUGAGGAGGGGAAGUGACAGUGCUGGAUUUAGGAGCCGAACCAAUCGGAGCCAGCGAGCUAAGCUCUCCAUCCCUGUUGUCCCCGCACUGGGUUUUUAAUGACAGGGUUUGCUUCUUUCCUUGACUGUCUUGGUUCUUUGGGGUGACAGCCACCUUCCCCUCUCCUAGUUUGAGCAAAUGGCUCCGUAGUGUGUGCCUGAUCCGUAGCAUGUAGCGGGGUGAGGUACAGUGUGAACCUAUGUUACUCUGAACCUAUGUUACUCUUCCAGUUGAGAGGAUACGCUAAAGAGAGAAAUGAUGGAAACAUGAUUCCCCACCCUCUUGUUUGGAAUAAGCAUGCGGGAGAAAAGGGAAUGUUCCCUAUAAAGAACGAUCACCCGCCAGCGAGGCCAGCCGUGCUGAAGACAGGGGGCUUUCUUUGCCAAUGGGAGUAUAAAUCACCCUGACCAUCAGGGUACACCACCUUUGGUUUUUUGCCUGGUUUCCCAUUUCUGCUACUCUCUUUUCCCUGUGUGCUCCCUCCUCCAUCUGUCGGGGGGAAAGUGACAGGUCCUAGGGCUCAGUUCUCAGAUUGUGGCUUCCUCCUGAUCCUAUAAGCAUUUCUAAAGUUCUUAUCACCUUGGUAUCUAUUCCUGUAGCACUUUGAACUAACUGAAUUCCUUUUUUCAAGCAGCUGUGGGUCCAAAGUAGAUAGAAUGACAUAACACACCAAGAUUGGAACCCCUUGGUUCUUGACAGAUCUGAGCUAUGUUUAAUCCUAUCUCACUCCUAGUCCCAUGACACCUGCUCAAAAGAGGCUAAGUGUCAGUAUGCGUUAUACACAACCGCUACCAUCACCCACUACAGUCUGCUCCAUGAGAUCACUCAAGGCUGGCACAUGGAAUCGGAGAAGGGGAAAUUUCCACUCUCGCCCCUGGGAGAAAGCUGUGGCUGUGCUGCCCAAGCUGAGCUUCAGCGGCUUGACCCAUCAGCGAGGGUGUGAAGGAGGCGUGGUUCAGGCAGAGGGCUGGUACCUCACAGACCAAGGUCUCCAGGCCCAUUGGCCACAGAGAGUUCAUGACUAUGGUGAAGGAACCCUCAUGAACUGGAGGGUGAUUGCAAAAGGUGGGGCAUAUGUUAAGGGAGAAGGCCUUUGCAGCAGUGGGUAUAGCACAGCUGGGCAGUACUACAGUUCCAAGCGAAGGCAGAGGGAGAGCACCAUGCAUCAGCACAAGGGCCUGGUGCAAGAUAUUGCAGAGAGGUAUGCAAGGGCCCAGACAUUGCUCAUUUUCUUUCAUUCUUGAAGAAAUAGUGAGAGCCCAGAACCUGCCUUCAGACCCUCUGCUUUGACUCCGCCUUUCCACAGGAACAACAAAACAACCCAAAGUCCAGUCCCUGCUGACUGGAGGGGAGAGAGACACACACUAUAUAUCUUUGUCUGCAAACUCCAUAAUGCUGGGAGGUGCUCAGCUACCUUGAUGGCAGGCACCAUAUAGCUAGAACUUGAGUCCCUUCCUUGCAGCACAGUGCUAGCCACUAGUCUGGGGCGGAUUUAGGACAUCCGGUUAAUGCCAGGAAUCUUCCUGGAUAGGAAGCGAUGUGGGACUAAGCCGACCACAAUCCACAGUACUGAGUAUUAGAAAUGAAACUUGAAACAGGCUUCUGUGUUGAGGGACUUUCAGGAGAAAUGUGUUUGGUUUUAUUCUUCAUAUGAAUUAUUUUUGUAAUUGUUCAGUUUAAAGCCAAACCAGUUUAUAUUUAUGGUAUUUACCUUGCGUGGCUAAUCCUCUCCUGACUGGGUUUUGAGAAAUUGACCUCUUGUGGAUUGAACAUCUUCCACUUCCAUCGUCCCUUGCAGGCUGCCGAGUGGGAUUUUGGGGAACUAGCUCUUGCUGGUUGAUUUCUCAGGCCAGCAGUCCACCCCAGCCAGGCCCUGAAGGAAUGGAAAGCAGAGGUUACAUAUGUAAUUUGAUCAGAUGGCUGGAUGGGUGCCUGUAGGAGGGAGAGAGCGAUUAAGCUUGAACAAGGAACAACACAAAAGUGCAGGGUCUCAAAGUGUGGCAAGGAAGAAAUGGGUGUGAUGAUAAGGAUUGGUCCAGAGCCCUCAUUCCCACAAACCAUUGGUAUGAGCAAUACCAAUUUGAUCAUGUCUUGAUCUGGCACUGAAGAUACUGCAAUGGAGUCUAUGCAAUGGAAUAUAUCUGGGGCAUGGUUAUCACAGCUGGGUUAUGUGCUGUUUGUUGCAGCAAUCAUAACUGAGAAUGAGUAGUACAGCUCACUUCCUCCUUUGCCAACAAACUCUUCUUUGACAGCUGCUGCUUCACUCAUGGCUAAGUGUCUUUUCACCUUUAACCCCUCACUACCCUUCUUAAUUUGAACCAUGGAUGAGGCAGCCUCUGCCAUUUCUGGGGCUUACACUCUGCUGUGUGUCUGUUUCAGUCUGUUGUAUUAAUGUCCCCUGCUCCUUUGUAGUUUUCAAGGCUCUCUCCUCCCAUCUGUCCACAUUAAGUCCUGAGAGGCGGGCUAUUUCCAGGUUGUUUAUAAGCAAGGUUGAGGACAUGGUGUUGGAGCAGGUGGGUCCCCCUUACAGGACAGACUGGCUUGAAGGUGCUUCUCCCUAUCCCAUCAGUGGAGCUGGUGGUAAAGCUUGGUGAUGCUCAGAGCCAGAUUGAGUAUGAUCUCCCUGGGGGAACAAGAGACAAAGGAUGGGAUUGUUUUUAUGGCUCUGUGUUUAUUAUGAAAAGGAAAACAUCACAGUUCUCUACUUAGUGUUCUUUCCUCCUAUAUUUGCAGUAUGUCCCUGUUGCUGAGGUAUUCCCUAGAACUCCUGUUUGCCUCCAACCGGGGGACACACUGCAACAUAUCAUUUAUAUGCUGAGGGUGGGCAAAUGAAGAGGCUCUGAUUCAUCCCAUUAAUGUGGCAAGGCUGGGGGAGCUCAGAGCAGCAUUUUUCCCAGUUACCCUCAAGCAAGGUAUCCUCCUGAGACCAUAGCUUCUUCUCACACCCUGGAACCGUCCCACUUCAUGUCCCUUUGUCACCCCCUUUCUUCAUCAACUUUCAUGGCUGCUGCAGAUCUGCACUGUGAGGACCCUGGAGCUGGUCAUUCCUGGUCCUGUUAGUAAACACUGGUUAGGAAGGCAGUGGGCAAGGGAAAGGUCAUCCUGGAUUUACAGACCUAAAACUGGGGAGGAGGGGGCAGAAGGGGAAGGGACCCCAAAUCCCUUAGUCUUUGUGUUCAGAGCUCAAAAAAAAAAAACCC
Dermochelys coriacea (leatherback sea turtle) is the source of this 6954-nucleotide messenger RNA. It is a transcript of the gene MGAT3, whose product is annotated as beta-1,4-mannosyl-glycoprotein 4-beta-N-acetylglucosaminyltransferase. The coding region runs from base 867 to 2372 and encodes 501 amino acids. Gene Ontology annotation, cellular component: membrane. The transcript has 3 exons. Lineage: Eukaryota; Metazoa; Chordata; Testudines; Dermochelyidae. The record is from RefSeq and is a predicted model, not a curated record. Gene Ontology annotation, biological process: protein N-linked glycosylation; N-acetylglucosamine metabolic process. Gene Ontology annotation, molecular function: beta-1,4-mannosylglycoprotein 4-beta-N-acetylglucosaminyltransferase activity.